Messenger RNA from Plutella xylostella (diamondback moth), 3623 nucleotides. Lineage: Eukaryota; Metazoa; Arthropoda; Insecta; Lepidoptera; Plutellidae. The record is from RefSeq and is a predicted model, not a curated record.
UUACCCAACAGCAACGCCCGAUCUUUUGCAAAAAUGUGUUUUAACUAUAAACUUUAGCUAGCUAUUUGUGUAAAAAUUAAAUUGGCGGAAAGCUGUACUAUAUAUUUUCCAUACGGAAUAAAAACUUGGACGUGAACGCGCCAGAAUCGACUAUAAUUCGUGAUGUCUUCAGACGACUCCGAAGAUGAGCCACUUUCAGUUCUAGCGGCUAACAAGAAACUCAUCCCAGAACCACCUGAAUCAGAGGAAAACAACAGCGAUGAGGAAAUCGACAACGAUAUCAUUCCUCGGAAGAAAAAUAAACCUGGCCCAAAACGUAAAAAACUCUUCACAACUCCAUUAGCUGAGAGGCCUAUGGAUGUGUGGCUGUAUCUCAAAGAUUUUAACCUCACGGGUCCAUUUAGCUGUCUCUUGUGCCCCGAGUGGUUCAUUAACAGAGCCAAAGUUGUUACACAUUAUAUUUUAAACCACAAAAAGGAUUUCUGUGGAAUUUGCAGAUAUUUUGUGCCAGACAGAGAAGCCUGGAAUACUCACCAGUUAUUCCAUGUACCGUGGCAAUGUUCACAGUGCAUCCAGAAUUUUGACACAGAAUGUGAUCUCCGCCAACAUUUGAGCACCGAACACCACCUGGUGUACUGUAGACUCUGCUUCUUCCGGACGCCGGACAAUGACCAGUACAACUGCCACUUGUUUGAGAAGCACAAUGUGUCAAAUAUCACCAGUAAAAAUGCGGAAGUCCUCUGGGAAUUGGAAUAUGAUGGAUGCACCAAGUUUCUGUGUCUCCUGUGCUCAAACUCAAACAUCCAGCACACAGACUUCUUCAACCAUUACAUGAGUUUCCAUAGACUGACUCUGAAAUGUUUCACCGCAUUGCUAUCAGGCAAAGAUCCCCCAUUCACCAUAGUUGGGGCUAACUUAAGUCUGGAGUUUGUGAAUAAUUUAAACCUGCAGACCAGAUGUGGGUAUGUAGACUUUGAUAAUAAACCACUUGAAGACCCUGAACCUGAAAACUUUGAUGAUAACUUCAUGCAAGCUCUGAUACCUGAAGUGAAACAGGAAGUCAGCAGUGAUCAUGAGGUGGCUGAUAAAGAUGCUAGCAAAGAUGAAACAAAAUCAGUAAAACGAAAAUGCUACUCCGAUGAUGAUGAUGAAAAUGCUCUUUGGAAAACAUACUUUGGUGAUGAAGACUUUGAUGUAACAUCCACUGAAGUGAUUGUGCUGCAAAAAUGCUACUUUGAGUAUGUGAACAAAACACUGAUGGAUAUCAAUUCUAAUAUUGUACCAGAAAUCUCAGAGAUAAACUAUGAAAGUACUAAAGCUGAUUUCAUAAUGGAUAUUGACUGUCCUUUGUGUAAGAGUAAAUUUGAAACGGCACCUGAUUUUACAGCUCACAUAGCAAAGAUGCAUAAUGUGAGAGCUUUGCCGGUCUACUCUUGCCGGGUGUGUGCCACCACUUUUGACACGGAGAGUGAGUUAACAGUCCAUUGCAUAGGAGAGCUAGGAGACUUUGAAGACUUGUGGAUUUGUCAGUUUUGUGAGAAAGAGUUUGACUCCAGAGACGCCACUCGCAAGCACUUGACUGAGCACUGGAGCAGUCUGGAUGCAGACAAUUGCUUUAGCCCCCAUUUAGGUUUCAAGUGCAAAUACUGCCCUUGCUUGUUCUGGAAUGAGACUGAAAGGGAAGCACAUCAGAAGAAGAACCAUUUUGACACAAAACAUAAAGAGGAGUUCUACAAGUGUGAAUCUUGCUCUGAGCUAUUCAGUGAUAAGGUAUGGUUCAUAUACCAUUACUUGGAGCAUCACCACAAUGAAGACACGGAGCUGCCUCAGUACCUGAUCAAGUGCUGCUUCUGCUGCAUAGUCCUGGGCAGUGUGGACGACAUGCGGAUACACUUUGGGGCGGAACACAAGGAUGCUACGAAGAUCUUCUGCUCAAUAGAGCCGUGUAGCUAUAAGCCCUUGGCUCAGAGGAAGUCUUUCAAGUUCCAUUUGAGGUCCAUGCACCGGCCGCCCGACUUACACCCCUCCAGGCGCAUAUUCUGCCCGCAAUGUGCCCGUGAGUUCAGCACGCACAAGGCGCUCACUGCGCACGCGCGCCGCGUGCACGCCGGCGCCGGCGCGGGCAAGUUCAAGUGUAAGCUGUGCCCGGCCGCGCUGGCUACUAAUGACGAGAGAAAACUCCACUACCUUCUCCGCCACCCGGGCCGCAACCCAUUCGAGUGUGAUGUUUGCCACAAAACAUUCAAAUACAAGUCUUCAAUGUACACACACAAGGCCACACACAAGACCAACCAGUGCACGUAUACUUGCUCGUAUUGCAACAAGACUUUCUCGAAGCGCGACUCCUACCGCGAGCACGUCCAGAUCCACGAGGGUCCGCGCCACGCGUGCUCCUACUGCCCCAUGCGCUUCGUGCAGCGCUCCAACAUGCUGCGCCACGAGAGACGGCAUACGGGCGAGAAGCCGUACACGUGUCAUCAUUGUUCUAGAACGUUCUCGGAUAAGGGCGCUUGUAGUAGCCAUAUGAGAACGCAUGUGCGAGACAAAAUAUUUUCAUGCAUGUACUGCCCACAAACGUUCGUACAGAAAUCUAAGCUCACCUACCACAUCCGGAAACAUACUGGAGAAAGCGUGGUUGUUCCAGAGCUGGAGACGUGCGCGGUGUGCGCCAAGGUGUACACCAGCGCAUGCGCACUGAGAGAGCACAUGAAGUCGCACAACAAGAACGCGCAAGUGCCGUGCCCUAUCUGUAAGAAGCGCUACCGCGACCACCGCUACAUGAUCCGGCACCUGCGCACGACGCACCACCGCGCGCAGUACCCGUGCCCUCUCUGUCAGAAGCAACUAGCCAGUGCCGUGGCGUUGAGGAGCCAUGUCGUCACACAUUGCACGAGGAAGAAUCUACAGUGCAAACUGUGCCCGAAGUCGUUUACAAUCAAGAAGUCAAUCCUGAGACACAUACGCCGGCGCCACACGGCCAAAUUGGCAGAAUUUGGCGGCAACACCAAAGUGUUCAUAGAUGUAGUAGACGUAAGACGAAGCGUUGCCAAACUGGGCCUUGAUGAGGAAAUGAUCACUCGCAUCUUCGGCCCUCCCAAAGAACCUCAGCCAGAGACAAUCACUGACCAUUUUGUAAACAUUCCCCCACCUGAAAUGGUGGUUACCAAAGAAGAACCACUGAGUGAAGAGGAAAAUCUUUCCGGUGAUGAUGAUGAUGAUGACGAUGACGUAGACGUUGAAGCCAAAAGUGACUCUGAAUCUGCGAAAAGUACUGAUAAUAAGAAUGCAGAGAUUAAGAGUGAGCCGCAUAGUCCUAAAAGCGAAUCUGAGUUGGAGCCAACAGAUUUUGUUAGUGUGAAAAUUGAACCAAUAGAUAUGGAUGAAAAUCCAUAAAAUGUUAACAUAUCUUGCUAUGAUCUGAAGCACAUUUUAGCUACCUAAUUAGUAGUUUCUUUAGGUGUGUUUGUGUCUUGUUAUUUGUAUCUUUGUUAUGUGCAAUUUAUAUAUGUAUUGUAUAGACUAUAGAUGUUGAUAGAUACGUGUAUCUAACUAAACGAGUAAAUCUAUCUACUUAAACAUAAUUAUACUUCUUAUUCCUACUAUCCUACCUUAUAAAUAGAAAA